This is a messenger RNA of Salpingoeca rosetta, 3323 nucleotides long. RefSeq lists its product as uncharacterized. Gene Ontology annotation, molecular function: protein dimerization activity. The record is from RefSeq and is a predicted model, not a curated record. Lineage: Eukaryota; Choanoflagellata; Craspedida; Salpingoecidae. The transcript is spliced from 2 exons. The coding region runs from base 200 to 2653 and encodes 817 amino acids.
GGCUUCCACAACAGAAGGUCGGCAGACGAAGGGCCAGCGAGGCAAGGCACCCACCACCAGAGAGCAGCGCACCAGCGACUACAACACCAACUGAAGGCUCCCCCCCCCCUUUUGCAGCUCUCUCUCUCUCUUUCUCGCGCAGCCGCAGCCGCAACAGCAACAACAACUGCGCCGCCUUCCCCCCUGCCUUCCUUUCACCAUGGACAUCCAAGACGCAAACCCCAUCCUGUUCGGCCAAAGCAUGGCCCAUCCUCCCAUUGAUGAGACACUUUACCCAAGCAUCGACGAUGUCACCGCUCCGGACGCGGUUGGCGACUCCAACGAGGAUCACGCCGCCCUUGAAUCGAAGCGUGCCCACCUGAAGAAGCUCGGUGACAACGAUGACCACCAUACCUCCCUUCGCUACCGCAGGCCUGUCGCGCGCCUUGAAGACAGUCCUGGCCUGACCCUGCCCGACCAUAACAGUGAGUCACUCAUCGACCCCGGCAACACUCUUGUGCUGGACAUGCCGUCUGCACCAAGCGUGAGCUACGGCUCAACCUCAAGCUCCCCCUCGAGCCACGCCACAAGCUCCUUCACGUACCCCAGUCCUCCCAUGGAUAAUCCGCCCAUGUACAUGCGGCAGCCUUCAUCCACGACAAGCAGCGCAGCUACCACCCACCAGUCCCCGACUCUGCGCGGCACGAGCGGUCCCUCUUACUCGGCCGCGAUGCAUGCGCCCUGGAUGGCACGCAACAGCAUCCCGUCCACCAAGCCUUACGACCAGCGCUCCCAGAGCCAUCGGGUGGGUGCCCCAGGGAUGUACCCAGACCGCACGCGUCGUUACAGCGCCUCACCGGGCGUUUCGCCUUACCAGCCAUCCUACAUGACCACCCUUCAGCAGCAGCACCAGCACCCGAAUCAGUAUUUUUCAAGCAGCGCCAGUGCCAGUGCCAGCAGCGCUAGCAGUGGUACCAGCACGUCCACUGCCUCAGGCAACACUUCUCCCAACAGCGUUGGCUCAAGCCCCGGCAGCGGCACCAGCAGCAGCUCGUCCAGCGCUUCCUCCAGUGGUGCUACCUCGCCUGGGACUCAAGUUGACCAUCCCCCCACGUCACCAAUUCCAGACGACUACAUCUCCGUCUUCCCCUCGGACCUCAACAUGGACGGCUCGGACCCCUUGCUGGAUUCCCUCGACGAGGAGUUCGACGACCGCCGCACGCACCUCUUUGAUAGCAACUUCUCCAUGCUGCCUCCUGAUUCGGCUCAGACCGAGCUUUCGCUCCAGCGCGUGCAGUCCACCGAAAGCGUCGGCCUGGACACCAUGGACUCGGACUUCAACAGCGUCAGUGCCCACUUUGCCAUGUCCCCCAUGCGCAGCAGGCUCUCCUCCUCCACAAGCGCCAGCAACCCGUCCACUGGCAGCGAGGACACCAUCACUGCCCUGUUUGACAGCCCCGAGAGCGCAUUUGAGGAUGGACGGCCCACCCUCGGCAUCGACGCCUCUGGUGGAUUCUAUCGCCUGGACGAGCAACACACUCACCCCUCAAUGUCGUCCUCAAGCGUGGCCCACCAGCAGCAGCAGCAGCAGGGCGGCCUUCAUCACAUGCCCGUGCAGGGGCAGCACAUGCAGCUUCACCACCAGCAGCCAUACCCUUCAGGCAGCCCCUCAAGCGUUGGGCAGCAGGGGCAGCAGCAGCGACGCAAGUCUGCGAAGCGCACUGCGCAGGAGGCCGCACCGCGCGGUCAGGUCACCAAGAAGGCCCUGCGCACCGGCAACAGCACCCCUGCCAAGGGGGACAAGCGUGAGCGCCACAACGCUCGGGAGCGAGGCCGCCGUGAGGCGCUCAAGGCCGCGUUCAGCCGCCUCGAAGCAGCCGUCUUCCCAGAGGUCGAUGGCGUCCCGGCCCCCAGUGGCAAGAGCAGCCGGCCAAAGGCAUUCAUCCUCAACUGCGCACUCUACACCCUUGCGCGCCGCGACAAGUGCUGCAUGCUUUCCUGGGUGUUGCAACAGCACUCUGGCCAGACAGGCCGUCCGUUUGAAGUUGACAUCCAUGGUCCCGAGCCGUCCCGCCCGCUUCCAGCUGACAUCAUCAUCAAGCAACGCCGCGCCAUCGCUGACCUCAUUGUGUGGGUGCUCAACGCCCACCGCGCCAGGCGCAGGCUGCCCCUGCAGCCCCACGUGGACGCCCCUGCGCAGCCUUCGAGCGCCAAUGCCAACGCCGCCGAGCGUGAGCGCGAGCGUGUGGAGUGGGCCGACACGCUCCUCGCCUGGGAGGAGGCGACAAGGCAGCACAACGAAUCCGUUGGGCGCACCGUUGCCGUUGCCGACCCUGACUCGCUCGACAUUGGCGCCGUGUACUACACGCCCAAGUCCCCUUAUGACCAGCAGGAGCAGGCCGCGGCCAACCAGCGCGCAACGAGCACCGAGUCCCACAACAAGAACGAGCGUGGUCGCAGAAUGUACGAGCGCUUCACCAUGGGCCAACUCUCCGUUGCCAGCAACAUUGAGCGCGAGAGUAUGUCGGAGCAGAAGUUUGUGGAGGCCGUCUGCGAACGCAUUCAGUUUUUGCAGUCAGUCCGCUCCAACAAGCUCGACUGCCAGCUCACCCCAGAGGAGCUGCGCCAGUUUUGCUCAUCUUUUGGUGAUGACAAGAAGCGCUCCUCCAAGUAGGCUACGACCAAGCUCCACCCCCACUCUCUAUUGCACUCACUGCCACCUCUUUUAUAACACACACACACAUAUCUACUACUACUACUACUACUACUACUACUACUACUACUUCUACUUCUACUUCUAUUCAUUGCUUUUGAAGCGCAACACUCCCUCUCCCAUUUGGUUUUAGCUUUUGGCACUGCACCGUCUGUGUGCUUGGUACUUCCUUUUUCGUUGCUUGCGCGGUCGCUGCGCUCCUGAUCUCGUUUUUUGGGGGGUGUUCCUCCUCGCAGAGGUGCCCACCCCCUGACUGCUAGCUUCCACUCACGUGUUUCGACAUGACCUUUUAUUCUCUCCAUCAGACCCCUUUGUAUUUGGCCGCGAUCUUACUGCACUGACCGAAACUGAUAUGCUUACGUGAUGAUGCGAUGCUGCGGCUGCCUCCUGGCUUGUCGUUUGCUUGCUUGCUUGCUUGCUCUAUUGGCCUAGCUCUUGCUUUGCCUCCCUUCCCCCGUCCCCUCCACGGUGGGCUCUGUUGUCGUGAAUGUGGGUCUGUCGCUUUGUGACUUGUGUUCGUUUGCCUGUUUGUCCUCACCUGCCCAUGCUCGCCCCUUUCUGUCUUUGAUUGCUUUCUCAAUUUGCCCUAAAAUACACGUGGCGCUCUCUGCAUUCAAUCUUUAAAGAAUCA